This is a messenger RNA of Zasmidium cellare ATCC 36951, 1206 nucleotides long. RefSeq lists its product as uncharacterized. Bases 1 to 1206 code for a protein of 401 amino acids. NCBI's taxonomy places the organism in Eukaryota, Fungi, Ascomycota, Dothideomycetes, Mycosphaerellales, Mycosphaerellaceae. The record is from RefSeq and is a predicted model, not a curated record. The transcript is spliced from 3 exons.
AUGCUGUGUGCGGCCUUGUUCCUCCUGUCCACAGCGACAGCCAGUUGGGUCCACGCCAACUCUUCUCUCGUCCGCAUUCCACGCGAAUGGACCUACGUCCUUCCCCAUCCGUUCGACAGCAAGUUGCAGUACAGCUGGUUAAACAGCACGACCACGGGAAACUCGACCAUCAACGAGCUCCUGGCACGCGCCAACGAGGCACGUUUCGUCUCGUACUCUGAUGAAUUCGAUGCCCUAGUCGGUCCAGACCCCAGCUGGUACACCGUGGAGUCUCCUGCUGGGUCCCCUUAUGCUGCUUAUGAGGGAGGCACUUGGAUUCCCGAAACGGAUGAGGUCUGGUUCUCGUACUCUGGCUUCUAUUAUCCUUACGAGCAAUCAAUCACCUCGUACAGCCUGCGGAACCGAACCUCCAGGCCAGUCGUGACUACCCCGCCGGUGCGAUAUACCUAUGGUCUGUACUAUUGGCCUGACGACGGCAAGGUCUACGCCACUGAAUUCGACACCCCAACACAGCCAGGCACAAUCACCGCCAUCGACUUAAAGACUCUCGAAGCCAAAGCCGUCUUUAAUUCGUAUGAAGGAAUUCCUCUAGCUCCAUGCGAUGAUGUAGUGGUAGCCCGCGUGCACGGCAAGACUUACAUAUACGCCACGACCUUGGCAGGCAAGGAAAUCAUUCCUGCGAUUCCGAAAGAGCGCUUUGACACGGCCGUGUGGAGGUUCAGCCUGGACGAUAACAUCCUCUUGCCGGUGAUUGAUUCGAAUGAACUGUUCACUCCUAAUGGCAUUCGUGUUUCUCCUGAUGGGAAGAAGUUGUACGUUACCAAUACGCCGUACAUUCACGAUCCGUUGGAGCAGGCGAGCAACACUAGUCUGUCCAACUCCAUCCAUGUGUAUGAUCUGGACGAUGAAGGUUUCCCUGUUAAUGGUCGUCUCUUUGGUCUCGUUCGUACGGGCUUUGCGAAUGGCCUGCACAUCGACAACGCAGGCAGAAUCUGGACGGCCGAAAACGACGGAGUGCGAGUCCGCUCUCCCAAUGGACUGACGCUCGGGGUUUUCAACUACCACCCAUUCAACCCUACCGACAGCCCGCUCAUUUCGAACUUUGCCCUCGCUGGGAACAGAUUGGUCAUUGGCAAUCUCGCCUACGUCCUCGUAUAUAACCUCGCAGAGAUGUUGGUAACGCUCAACAACUCACUUACGAAUUGA